Ctenocephalides felis (cat flea) is the source of this 3072-nucleotide messenger RNA. It is a transcript of the gene GCS2alpha, whose product is annotated as neutral alpha-glucosidase AB. Gene Ontology annotation, molecular function: carbohydrate binding; alpha-glucosidase activity. The record is from RefSeq and is a predicted model, not a curated record. The transcript is spliced from 19 exons. Lineage: Eukaryota; Metazoa; Arthropoda; Insecta; Siphonaptera; Pulicidae. Bases 182 to 2950 code for a protein of 922 amino acids. Gene Ontology annotation, biological process: carbohydrate metabolic process; N-glycan processing.
UUCUAAUUUAUAAUCAUUUUUGUAUGUGGCAUGGAGGGGUGAUUUGGUGAUUCGCAGAUUCGCUAUCAUUCGUGUUGCGAGAAUCGAAUUUUAGAUAAGUUGCUCUAAUCAUAUGUAGGUUUUAAUAUGAUCGUCUAUCCACUGUCCUGCUAGAUACAUAUAUAAAGGAAUUUUAAAUAAAAUGGGACCUACCGGUAUUUUUGUUUUAACAUGUUUUAUAUUGUCGUUAAAUUGCGUAUGGUCAGUUGACCGAAAUAACUUUAAAACCUGUGAUAAAAGCAGUUUUUGCAGGCGAUGCCGUAAGGUUUCUCCAAAUAAAUCACCUUAUGAGCUAGUCAUCGAUAGCUUGAAUAUAAAAGCGGAUUCUGUAGAAAGUAUAAUUCUCAACAGAGAUAAUGGAGUUCAAUUUAUUUUACAGAUAUAUGGUUUACAAGAUAAUACUUUCCGAAUUGUUAUGGAUGAGAAGUCUCCACUCAAGCCAAGAUACCGUGUGACUGAUGUUUUAAAUAACAACUUAUAUGGUCAAUCGAUUAAAGUUAUAUCUAAAACAACGGAAGCAAUUACACUCACAUCUGCCAAAAAUAAAGUAGUUCUACAUACAUAUCCUCUUAAAGUGGACUUCUAUAGUGAAGAUGAAUUAGUUGCAAGCUUUAAUGCUAAGGGACUACUUCGAUUUGAACACCUUAGAACAAAGCCUCUAAAAGACACACCAUCAGAAUCUGGAACAGACAAUGGUGAGACUACUGAAGAAGAUGCUAAUGUCCCAACAGUUGUACCAUCAAUUGAGGACGAAGAUCCUGGCAGUUGGGAAGAAAACUUUAAAGAACACCAUGAUUCCAAACCUAAUGGACCAGAGGCUGUGGCAGCAGAUUUUUCUUUUCCUGAAGCAAAUAUAUUAUUUGGUAUACCUGAGCAUGCUGACAGUUUUGCAUUAAAGCCAACAUCUAAUGGAGACCCUUAUCGAUUAUAUAACCUUGAUGUUUUUGAAUAUGAGCUUGAUAAUCCCAUGGCAUUAUAUGGCUCUAUUCCAGUUUUGUAUGGCCAUGGGCCUAAAAAGACUGUAGGUAUAUUUUGGCAAAAUGCUGCCGAAACUUGGGUUGAUAUUUAUGGACAAAAUGACCCAAAUGUUGUUUCCUCCAUUGUAAACUUUGUAUCAGGAAAUACACAGCGAAAAGAAGUAUUAGGUGCACAUUUCAUGUCUGAGAAUGGAAUAAUAGAUGUUUUUGUCAUGCUAGGACCAAAGCCACUUGAUGUGUUUAUUCAAUACUCUAAGUUGACAGGCACUGCACCAAUUCCACAGCAAUUCUCUCUGGCUUACCAUCAGUGUAGAUGGAAUUAUAAUGAUGAAGAAGAUGUAAAUUCAGUUAAUAAUAAAUUUGAUGAGCACAAUAUACCCAUGGAUACAAUGUGGUUGGAUAUUGAGUAUACAGAUAGUAAAAAAUAUUUCACAUGGGAUACAAAUCGAUUUCCUAAUGCAUUAGAAAUGAAUAAAAAUUUAACAGCUAAAGGACGGCAUUUAGUAGUGAUUGUUGAUCCUCAUAUUAAGAGAGAUGGUAAUUAUUUUUUGCAUAAUGAAUUGACAGAUCUCGGAUAUUAUGUCAAGAGAGAUGGUCGAGAUUAUGAGGGUUGGUGCUGGCCUGGUUCUUCAAGUUACCCGGAUUUGGUGAACCCAACUGUUCGGGAUUAUCUUGGAAACAAAUACAUGUUAGAGAACUUUCCUGGUACUACUUUGAGUACAUACAUUUGGAAUGAUAUGAAUGAACCUUCUGUGUUCAAUGGUCCUGAAGUCACAAUGGUGAAGGAUGCAGUCCAUCAUGGAGGCUGGGAACAUCGAACAAUACAUAAUUUGUAUGCUCUCUAUCAUGUUAUGAGUACUUAUGAAGGCCUUCUGAAGAGAUCCAAUGGUAAACUAAGACCGUUUAUUUUAACCAGGGGAGCUUUUGCUGGUUCUCAAAAAUAUGCAGCUAUUUGGACAGGUGAUAAUUUGGCUGAUUGGGGACAUUUACAAGCUUCUGUUAAAAUGUGCUUGACGAUAUCAGUUUCAGGUAUGAGUUUCUGUGGUGCUGAUGUGGGUGGCUUCUUUGGGAAUCCUGAAGCUGAAUUAUUUACACGUUGGUAUCAAGCUGGUGCCUUCCAACCCUUCUUUAGAGCACAUUCUCACAUAGAUACACGAAGAAGGGAGCCAUGGUUAUUCCCAAAUGAAACAAUAAACAGCAUCCGAAAUGCAAUUCAAAAGAGAUACACAUACUUACCUUUUUGGUAUUCAACAUUUGCUGAUCAUUUCUUUCAUGGUGCUCCAGUUAUGAGACCAAUCUUGACCUUAACUCCAGAAGAUGAAGAAUGUUACAAAAUUGAUUACGAGUACUUAUUAGGUGAUUCCCUUCUGGUGCGACCAGUUCUGGAACAGGGUGCUUCUUCUGUGCCAGUAUAUUUCCCAAAAAAUAAUAUUUGGUACGAUGUUGAUACUUACCAAGGGUAUAAAACACCUGGAAUUGUAAAAGUGCCUGUUGACAUAGAAAAAAUACCAGUCUAUCAACGUGGUGGGUCUAUUGUUCCACGUAAGAUGAGAGUAAGGCGCUCUUCAUCUCUAAUGCACAAUGAUCCUUACACAUUGGUUGUAUGUUUGAAUGAAAGUAAGGAGGCUGGGGGAAGCCUUUAUAUUGAUGAUGGAGAAACAUUUGAAUAUUUGUCAAAGAAAUUUUUAUUGAUUGAAUUCAGAUAUAGUCAAAAUAUACUUGAAUCACAUAUCGUCAACAAUCAAUAUAAAACUGGAAGUUGGCUGGAGAGAGUUAUAGUUGUUGGAGUUAAUAAAGCACCAACUAAAGCAAUUUUGACCAAUAAAAAUUUAAAGGUAGAGUUACAAACAAAAUAUGAUGACAAAAAUCAAGUGGUAACAAUACGCAAGCCUGCCAUCAAUAUGGCUGAGCAAUGGAAGAUAGAAUUAAUUUAAUUUGCAAUACUCUACUGUUUUGGGCAGAAUCAUAAAAUCUGCUUUUAUGUAUUAGUGAAAAAAAGAUACAUAUUUUUAAAACUUGCAUAUUUUACUAUCUAGUAUGUAAGUUUUAACUAAAC